UGCAAAUUAUUCCUCACCAAGACUAGAGGACUCAAACCACAUGACAAAAUUACAAAACCUACUUCCUGACACCACAAAUCUCCAAGCUUAAACAACCACUCACGCUUCUCAAAAAUCAAUCCCCCAAAAUGCACAUCAAUCAUUCAAGAAUCUCACUUGUUCUACUCCUCAUUUUCUUGCCCUUCAAAUCCAGGGCCUGUCACCCCACUGAUAAACAAGCCCUUCUACACUUCAAGAAAACAAUCACUUCUGACCCCUCCAACCUGCUCAAAACCUGGAUGCCUCACACAGAUUGCUGCACACUCUGGGAGGGCAUUUCUUGCAGCUCUCCCUCCGGCCGGGUCGUCAAUGUCUCCCGACCGGGCCUGUUUUCUGACCCGGAUUCUCCUGUCGACACUUGGAUGUCUGGGACUCUGUCUCCGUUUCUUGGAAACCUAUCUUUUCUCCAAGUUCUUGAUCUCAGCAACCUCAAGUACUUGUCGGGCCACAUCCCUCCUCAAUUGGGCAAGUUGUCCAAGUUGAAUUACAUGUUUCUUGAAUCGAACAAUCUCACCGGGCCGAUCCCUGUCGCGUUCCAGGGAUUGAAUCAGCUGAAAAGCCUCUAUCUUAGCAAUAACCAUUUGUCCGGCGUGGUCCCUAGUAGUCUUUUCAACAACUUCACUUUGCUCUCUCAGCUAGGCCUGUCAGGAAACCGCUUUUCGGGUCCAAUCCCACCUUCUUUAGGCAGGAUGGUUUCACUAACUAAUCUUGAUCUCCACGAAAAUAACUUCUCAGGCAGAAUACCAGAAACCAUUGGAGAGCUCAAGAACAUUGCAUACAUUGAUCUGUCUGAGAACCAGAUAGCUGGAACCAUACCAGAAUCCGUAGGUGGCCUCUCCAAGCUGGAGAUCUUAUAUCUUAACGGCAACCGUCUCACCGGAAAAAUCCCUUCGUCUGUAGACGGGCUUGUUUCGUUGCAGUUUCUUCGUUUAUCGGAAAACAGGCUGACAGGUGCAAUACCGCCUUCUAUCGGCAACCUUCCAGUGAUUCGAAGCCUGGUUUUCGAGAACAACAGGCUUGGUGGAAAGAUACCUUCAACUAUUGGCCAUCUCACCACUCUUAAUGCUAUAUACUUCUCUAACAACAGAUUCACAGGCAAAAUCCCAGCAAGUUUAGGGAACUUGAAAAAUCUGCAGAGCCUGGAUUUGUCAAGAAACCAACUUUACGGCCCGAUUCCAUCUCAGCUUCAGAAAUUACAAACUCUGCAAGAUUUAGACCUCUCAUUCAAUCCUCUGGCACUAGGAAGCAUACCUGAUUGGUUCAAGAAAUUACGUCUUUUUCGUCUUCUCCUCUCAGGGACAGGGCUCAAAGGGGAGAUGCCUAACUGGCUCUCAUCUUCGUCUAUAUCGACCCUGGAUUUGUCCAGCAAUUCCCUGUCAGGGAAACUGCCUUCCUGGAUGGGAAACAUGACCAAUCUUUCGUUUCUGAACUUAUCAAACAACGGUUUCCAUUCUUCGAUCCCUGAUGAAUUCAAGAACCUGACACUGUUGACAGAUGUUGAUCUUCACUCCAACAAGCUCUCUGGAGACCUGAACCCUAUAUUCUUAAAGAGUUCGGAGUUUGCUCUUGGUCACUACAGUUCCAUCGAUCUUUCCUAUAACAUGUUCAAAGGACAUAUCGAUGACAACAUUGGAGACAACCCCGUGAUGGACUUUCUUGAAUCCAUGAUCCUAUCCCACAAUCCAUUGGGAGGAAACAUUCCGAAAUCUCUUGGAAAAUUGAGCUACUUGGAGGUUCUGGAACUUGAGGGAAACGGCCUGUCAGGGGAAAUACCUCAGGAGCUUGGCAAUGCAAAGUCACUGAAAACCGUUAUACUGUCACACAACAAUUUGAGUGGAGAAAUCCCUGGACAAGUGCUGAAUCUUGAAUAUAUUCAGAGAUUCGACGUUUCUUGGAACCGGUUGAGGGGAAAGAUACCGCCCCACAAGGCUGUUAUCCCGGUUUCCGGCUUCGUAGGGAAUCCUGGAUUGUGUGGAGCUCCACUGCCUCCAUGCAAGCAUUCCUAGUGGAAAUGAGAUGGAAACAUUCCUUGACUCCAUUCUUUGUUUUUCUAUUUCUGUAAAUUAACAGUUCUUACGACCACUGAAACAUUAUGCUCGACAUUGCUGCAAGAAGAUCAAGAAUCUUAACUACAAUUGGUGUAGGUAUGUUGUUCAAUCUUGUCAAUGUGAGAAUACAAAAUGGUCUUGGACAUGCUAAAGUAUGCUGUUUCUAUGGAGUGAGAUUUAGAGCUGCAUUUGAGGAGCUCA
Messenger RNA from Sesamum indicum (sesame), 2288 nucleotides. RefSeq lists its product as uncharacterized. Lineage: Eukaryota; Viridiplantae; Streptophyta; Magnoliopsida; Lamiales; Pedaliaceae. The record is from RefSeq and is a predicted model, not a curated record. Gene Ontology annotation, molecular function: protein binding.